UUUCCCUGGUAGAUGAAUGAACCGAUAAAACUUACCAAAGCCCCCUUAUUCCAAACGUCACAUAUUUUCAAUGACUGCUGGAGGUUGUUAUUUAUUAUAGUCGGAGGAAGUAUUCGUUUGUCGUUACUAUAAUUCAGAUUUGAAUCUAUAUGAGCCAUUGAAUCGAUAGCUUGAUUUUCAGUUCAUCUCUCAAGUAACUAUUUCACUGGAUUUAAAUGCAACUCUCAACUAAUGACAUGCCAAGGUAAACAGAGGAAAAGUUUUUUCCUCCAAGGCCAUUUUGCACAAGAGUACAUUAAUUAGUCUCUUUCUUAGGGACCGAAAAUAGCUGAAAGAAUUUUCAUUCCAAUCUUAUCUUCAAGAUGGAGGACACAAAAUGGGAGCAGAGACUACAAGCCGUAACCCACAUCCUAACCAGCCCCACAACACCACCUCCUCUCUACUCUCAAUUCUUUAUCUCCACGCAAAUUCCGUGCUACCUCAACUGGGACUACCCACCUAUUCUCUGCACCAAAGACACCAGGAUCUUCCCUUCUCUCCAUCUGAGGUGGGCUUUCUCUCUCUUCGUCAAAAGAGUCACCAGAUUAGGGCUCCCUGAGACUUCUUGGAGGUCCAAAUGCCCAUACCAACAGCCCCCACCUCUGAUUCUUGCAAAGGGAGUAGAGAAAGCACAGUGGGGUGAUGAGCAAAAAAGACAGUAUUUUAGAAAGAGGUUGAGAAGGAAAAGACUUGGCAAUAAUAUUCACCCCUCCAUUCCUAUUUUAGUUCCCAAUCUCUUCCUGUUUUCACUUCUGGUGUGGAACCCAUUUGCUUAUCUUGAUUCUUGAGAAAUAUUGUGGGCUUGUAAUAUGUUCAUGUAAUUAAUAUUGUAAUAAUUUUCCAUUAUGGUUAUUCUGGUUUGGUUAUGAUUUUGAA
Molecule: messenger RNA, 915 nt
Organism: Hevea brasiliensis (rubber tree)
Lineage: Eukaryota; Viridiplantae; Streptophyta; Magnoliopsida; Malpighiales; Euphorbiaceae
Exons: 1
Coding region: 363-827 (154 amino acids)
Source: RefSeq, a predicted model, not a curated record